AUGGCUCGAGGAGGAAAGGGGGUGGAGCGUGCAGCCACGGAGAAGAAGAUUGCCAUCCUGGAGAGGGCCCUGCACCAUCACCCGGGGUCCGAGCGACUCCUCCUGGCCCUGCUGGAAGCCGCCAAGGUGAUCUGCGACGAGGCGGAAAUGGCAAGGCGGUGGCGCGCAGUGCUGGAGGCCCACCCCGACAGCCCCGCCCUCUGGCGCGCCUUCCUGCACUCCCGGCUCCGCGCCUUCUCUUGCUUCAACGCCAUGGAGGUGGAGGCGCAGUACGCCGCGGCGGUACGCUCCGUGGCGGGAGCGCUGGCCCUGCGCCGCGCGCGGGGCGCCGACCUGGCGGAGCUGGAGGCGUGGGAGCGCCAGCUGGCGGGGCUGGCGCUGCAGGGCGUGCUGCUGAUGCGCCAGAGUGGGCACACUGAGGCCUUUGUGGGCAGCAUCCAGCUCCUGCUGGAGUACACCCUGUGCCGCCCCGACGAUUGGCCAGAGGAUGCCUUGCCAGACAUGUUCCCUGACUACUGGGCGGGACGGAGUCCGCUCCUGGGCGAGCCAGGGUCCAGGGGUUGGGCGGCAUGGCUGGCAGGCUGGCAGGCCGCGCCCGCCCCUGUGUCUGCCACGGUGCCAAGGCGCGAGCCCGCGGCUGCCGCGGCGGCUCCCGAGGAGAAAGAUGAGAGCGGCGCAACUGCCGGAGUGUGGACCGGGCUGGGCCUGGAGCUGGAGGCGGCGCUGGAGUCUGGGGAGACCAUGACAGAUGCGGUGCUUUCCUCCUGGCUGGAGAGCGAGGAGUCCAGGUCUGCUGCCCAGUGGCACCCCCUGCGCGUGCUCGCCCUGGAUCCCGGCGGCGAGGCCGACCCAGGGUGCGACGGCCAGCGCGCCGUCGCCUGGGGCCGGGUCUCCCACCUGGCCCUGCCCCUGGGUGAGCGCGUCGGGGGGGGGGUCGCCUUCGCUGCGGACCCCGGGGCAGACGCGCUGGGGGCCCCUGCCCUCAUUGCCGCACGCAAGGGAUUUCAGGCAUGCAACGACGGGGAGGGCGGGCGGGUCCUCGGCUCAGCCUCCGCGGCCGCCGAGGCGCUGGCCCUCGCCCGCGCCGAGCUGGCGCUGGACGCCUCGGCGCUGCAGCCGCCUGCCGCGCUGUGGCUGGACGGGGUGGCGCUGCUCCUGGGCGCCACACCGGCGCGGGAGCUGGGCGACCUGGUGGACGUCAUGCGCGGGAAGCAGGUGGCGCUGCGCACCGAGACGCUGGAGGCGGUGCUGCAGCAGCUGGAAAGCGCGCCGGCAGCAGGGAUGGGAGAGGAGCGCCCGCCCGUGGGCCGCGCCUGA
Auxenochlorella protothecoides is the source of this 1317-nucleotide messenger RNA. Its product is annotated as NRDE2-like protein. The record is from RefSeq and is a predicted model, not a curated record. The transcript has 7 exons. Gene Ontology annotation, biological process: negative regulation of RNA catabolic process; regulatory ncRNA-mediated post-transcriptional gene silencing. Gene Ontology annotation, cellular component: catalytic step 2 spliceosome. NCBI's taxonomy places the organism in Eukaryota, Viridiplantae, Chlorophyta, Trebouxiophyceae, Chlorellales, Chlorellaceae. The coding region runs from base 1 to 1317 and encodes 438 amino acids.